Molecule: messenger RNA, 1188 nt
Organism: Aspergillus lentulus
Lineage: Eukaryota; Fungi; Ascomycota; Eurotiomycetes; Eurotiales; Aspergillaceae
Source: RefSeq, a predicted model, not a curated record
AUGUCUUCAAUCACCUCAUAUGGAGGCCUUUAUUCUAGGUCCUUUGCUCAGAAAACUGAAGCUCGACCUUUACCUCCAAAUACCAGCCUGCUCGGCGCAGAUUAUGUUACUAUUUUGAAAUCAGAAUACCAGCAGCUGCUGCAAGCAUCGAAUCAUCUCAAGAAACUGAAAGACUCUCUUUUGGGUGGGGGUCUAUCUCAAGAAACUCUUGAUAUCUUGGUUUACGGAGCAGAUCUUCCGUCUCAGUCCUCCGAAGUUUCUCGAGAGCUCCAUGAGCAGAAGGAUAUUGAUGGACUGAAGAAUCGCUCUGUUACCCAAUCCAAGAGCUCCAACGAUUAUGGAAAUGCUUCUUAUGAGGUCGGCGAGAUCUAUGAGGAAGAUACUGAAGAUGAUGGCAUCGUUUCUCCAAACAGUGACGAAAAGGAUGACUACGAAGAGUCGAGAAGCGCAGAUUCUGUUGUUUCUUCCCCGGCAGCUCAACGCACAGUCUUUAUUCGCGGCUUACCGGACCGGGUCACUCAUCAAGAUGUCGUUGAUGCAGUGAGAGGCGGUGGUCUGCUGCAUCUUUACCUCCGGGCUCGGGAUCAUGCCGCUUACGUCUCGUUUGUUGAACCAGCUGCCGCUGCCGAAUUCCUGCAGCACGCAAAAACUCAUGGCUGUCAUAUUGCCGGGAAGCGCGUCGAGGUCUCAUGGAAUGACCGGCAAUUCUACCUUCCCCCAUACGUCGGAUCGAAGAUCAGGAACGGCGCAACUCGGAAUCUAGUAAUCCACAAUGUGAAUGCAAAUAUCACCGAAUCACUUAUCCGGAGGGACCUUGAGCAUAUCCACAACCUGAUUGUGAUCACUGUGAAAUUCAAGCAAGGCAAUGCAUACAUCUCCACCAACUCCGUUCACAAUACACUAUUUGCUCGGUCCUGCAUGAUGUCUCGAGGCACUUACAAGGGUAUGCGCAUUGGGUUUUACCCUGACGAAUGCGCUGGGCUACUCUCCGAGCUUCCCUCUGGCCCAAAAAGAGAAGUACAACCAGCUUCAAAGAAGUCAUUGUCAGCUUCAAAUCGGUUUCAACUUCUUUCCCUUGAUGGGUCCGGAGACGAUGAUGUUGAAAACCACGAGAGUCUACCUGGCGCAUUGGGCACCCAGUGUUUGAAUGGUAGCAUUAACAUUGCGGAGAGUAGAGUCUCAGCCUAA